Molecule: messenger RNA, 2149 nt
Organism: Ipomoea triloba (trilobed morning glory)
Lineage: Eukaryota; Viridiplantae; Streptophyta; Magnoliopsida; Solanales; Convolvulaceae
Exons: 3
Coding region: 277-1614 (445 amino acids)
Biological process (GO): ubiquitin-dependent protein catabolic process
Cellular component (GO): endoplasmic reticulum
Molecular function (GO): ubiquitin protein ligase activity; ubiquitin-like protein conjugating enzyme binding
Source: RefSeq, a predicted model, not a curated record
UGUGCUUCCAGCCUUCCACAGGCCCGGUGGUCCAACCUUGCGCCAAAGCUGCAAAGUGCAAAAGUGUGAGCACUCUCUUCUUUCAGAUGCGUGAUGCGAUUAAAGACCUUUUCUCUCUCUAAGAAGCCAUGGAGCUUGGAGCCUUGGAUUUUCUUCGUUCAGAAGCCAAAAAUCUCAUACUUCAUGUAGCUUUUGGCUUGUGAAACUCUACUUUGAUUCAAGUCCGUGUGUUGGGGAAGUGUUUGAACUGGGGAAUUGAUAUAUUGAGCUGAUGUAAUGGGUGAUAAUUCUUUGGAUGGUAUGAUGACGGAUCUUGAUAUGAACCACGACCCGUCCGACCCGGGCCCGCCUUCUGACCCGGUUUUAGGGUUUGGGUCUUUCUUGAAUGAUUUACAGACUGCCUAUAAUAGAAUAGGGGAGAGGAUUGAUUCUUUCUUGAAUGAUUUAGGAACUGCCCAUAAUAAUGUAAUAGAGGAGAGAAUCAGACAGCUGGAGGCUGUCACUGCUAGAGUUAGGGCACGAAAUACUUGGCGUCAGGCUAGAAAUUCCGUGGGAGUAAAUAGCGUGUUAGUUGAAGAGAAUGUUUAUGUAGAAGGUAGCGGGGAUGUGGCGGGAAUGAAUGUGGUUCCGGGGAGGGGAUGCAAAAGGGACAGUAGCCAUUUGGUGGCGAAGGCGUUAGCAAUGGAUUCUGAGACGGGGAAGGUUGAGAAGGAUGUUCAGGGAUUUUUUGAUUGUAAUAUAUGCUUAGAGAUGGCCCGGGAGCCUGUUUUGACUUGCUGUGGUCACUUGUAUUGUUGGAUGUGUUUUUUUCAGUUGCCAUAUGUUUAUUCCACGAUGAAGGAGUGCCCGGUUUGCAAAGGUGAGGUGACGGAUGCCACGGUUAUUCCCAUUUAUGGUAAUGGAAACAGGAACUACGAGAAAGAAUUGGAGUCGGGUUUGAAGAUACCUCCAAGGCCGAAAGCACAACGAGUUGAGAGUGUUAGGCAACAGCGUGGGGGACGGGGCUUGUCUCAUAUUCGGGUUGCACAAGCACUCGGGCGAAUUAGGGCUAGCAUGGGAUUGGGCGAUCAGCCCCAGCAACAACUGUCGGGUGGUUCUAAUGUUAGUUCCAUAACGGGUUCUCAGGAGUCUCAAAAUCCAAAUAGCAAUAGCCCGGUGUUUUCCCGUGUGCGUGUGAGAAUAUUAUCCGAAAAUUCCGCUUCCUUGUCAUCACAAGGAGAUAACGCACAGAGAAUAUUUGAGGACUUUGCGCCAAGUACUGGCCCGAGCCAACAAAGAAUCAGUGCACCGGGUUUACCGAUUGGUGAUGAUGUGAUGAGGGAUGUUGACUCUUUUGGAAGGGAUGACACGUUUCCACGCACAGAGCGUCAAGUUCUGGAUUCAACCACAGAGAUAAACUCUCCUGCAUCAAUUCCUUCGUCUUCCCGAGCAAGUGACGUUUCUGAUUCCGUUACACGAUUGGAAAACCUAAUAACAGCUACUCUUGCCGAAAUUAAUAUGCAUGUUCGCCCUGCUUCUUCUUCUUCUUCUUCUCAAAGAAGACUUAGUUUAUUGAGGCUUUCAGACAUUGACAGUCUAGUUUCUCGUGAAACUAGGAGAAGAAGAUUAAAUUAAUGACUUUUCAAUCGAUAAAAGGCAGUUCAAACUCGAGGAAGACAACAGAUGGUGUAGGCGUGUAGCUUCUUCUGUCCUUCAUUCCUCGGAAUGGACUUGGCGUUAGUUGCCCAAUCAGGUUCCCCGCUCUCUAGUUCCUUGAAAUGUAUGUUAGCUUGAAGAAAGACGCUAUCUGCAGAACCGUUGCAGAUUUGUAGCCUCUGUACAUUAUUUUCAUGCUCUUAUCGAUCGACUUUUCGAUCACUGUGCCAUGUUUUCCUAUGUUUACAACCUCAAAUAACAUGUGGAAACUAGAAUUUACAGGGAAAGGGUAAUACUAUGUUGUUGUUUACUGGUCAUUUUCCUCAAAUCUGAUCUGUGUUUCAUUAUUGUGGUUUUGUUGAAGACAACAUUAUUGUGAUGACAACAUUUUGAUGGAGUGAAGGGAUCAGUGAUGAGGAUUUAUGUACAUAUAAUCAUUAGUGCAAUGUGGCAUAAUCCAAGAGUGAAUCCAAAUUCAUAAUUGCUAAUAAAACCCAAACAGAUGUGGAGUUCA